Molecule: messenger RNA, 3179 nt
Organism: Triplophysa dalaica
Lineage: Eukaryota; Metazoa; Chordata; Actinopteri; Cypriniformes; Nemacheilidae
Gene: inpp5kb
Product: inositol polyphosphate-5-phosphatase Kb
Exons: 13
Coding region: 124-1710 (528 amino acids)
Biological process (GO): phosphatidylinositol dephosphorylation; negative regulation of peptidyl-serine phosphorylation; negative regulation of phosphatidylinositol 3-kinase/protein kinase B signal transduction
Cellular component (GO): endoplasmic reticulum; ruffle; cytoplasm
Molecular function (GO): phosphatidylinositol-4,5-bisphosphate 5-phosphatase activity; inositol bisphosphate phosphatase activity; phosphatidylinositol-3,4,5-trisphosphate 5-phosphatase activity
Source: RefSeq, a predicted model, not a curated record
GCAUCUCACACUGGACAUCCGAACAGAGUUUGAGUAAGAUACAGCAUGAUAAUGAAUCUAUCUACAAACUGACUUUGAGUUCGCAUAAAUUUGGUCAUCAGUUGAGUUGUGGACAAACAGAAGAUGUGUGACUUGUUGGACAUACAGCGUGCUCGCUCAGACAGCACAUCCAGCACUGCGUCUCAGUCUACUUCAGGACGAAUGAUACUGCGUCAGCGGAUCGCUCAGCUGCUCACAUGUCUGGAAGAUCUCAGCUCAGACGAUGAAGCAAAUGAGGAAGUGUCCCGCACGCUGGAUGAAGCCUUUCAUCUCUGUGGAAGAUACACAAACAAAGAGUCUUUCAGGCUGCACAUGGUCACGUGGAAUGUUGGCACGGCAGAGCCGCCAGCUGAUCUGAGGUCAUUACUGCAGCUCGACUCAAACCUGACCUCUGACCUCUAUGUGAUUGGGCUACAGGAAGUGAAUGCCGCUCCGGUCAGAUAUGUAUCUGACCUCAUAUAUGAGGAUUCAUGGAGUCGCCUUCUCAUGGACACACUGGCACCAAAUGGUUACGUCAAGGUGACAUCGGUUAGGAUGCAGGGUCUGCUGUUGUUAUUGUUUGCAAAGCAGGUCCACCUUCCCUUCAUCAGAGAUAUUCAAAGCACAUACACCCGCACAGGACUGUUUGGAUACUGGGGGAAUAAAGGUGGUGUCUCAGUACGUUUCUCAUUCUACGGUCACUUGCUGUGUUUUCUGAACUGUCAUCUGGCUGCUCAUAUGAACUAUGCCUUGCAACGCAUGGAUGAGUUUGAAUACAUACUGGACACGCAAGAUUUUGAUAUUUACAACACGCCGCACGUGCUUGACCACAAGGUAGUCUUCUGGUUUGGUGAUCUGAACUUUCGUAUUGCUGAUCACGGGAUGCACUUUCUCCGCUCCUCGAUCAACAACGGCCGCUUUAAUCUGUUGUGGGGAAAAGAUCAGUUGACAAUGAUGAAGAAGAAUGAACCUAUACUUCAAGAGUUCGAAGAAGGACCUCUGAGUUUCAAGCCCACAUACAAAUUCGAUCGAUUUUCCGAGACAUACGAUACAAGAGCACAGAGGACGUUGUUUGGCUUUACUGGUAAGAAGCGGAAGCCGGCCUGGACGGAUCGGAUCUUGUGGAGAAUAAAGCCCAAAGCAAUUGAGAAUGAUGAGAGCGGAUCAAUAGCAUCAUCAGCAGAUGGUGAAGAUGAUGAUGAAUACCUAGUUAAAAUGAUUCAGGACAUGUACUUCUGUGAUGUCUCAUACGGGAUCAGUGACCACAAACCCGUCAUAGGGUCCUUCCGUCUGGAGAUGAGAAAGAAGGUGGACACACCUCUGGUCAUGCUGACCGCAGAGGGACUCUGGAUCGCAGAUGAAGAUGCCACACUCACCUACACCAUUCUGGAAACCUUUGAAGUCUCAACAUGGGACUGGGUUGGACUUUACAAAAUUGGCUUCAGAAAUCCUUCAGAUUACAUCACCUUCGCCUGGGUCAAAGAUGAUGAUGUAGCUGCCAAUGGGGAAGUUGUGACGGUCAUUAUUAGUAAAGAUGAGCUCCCCCUGCUGGCAGGGGACUAUGUGCUUGGAUACUACAGCAGCAACAUGCAGAGCCUCAUUGCUUUAAGUCCGACUUUCCAGAUUCUGCAGUCUGAGCGAGCUAUGAUGGAGGGUCUGAUUCCUGAGAACAUCAACGGAUUAGAAAAGUAACUCAGUAUUUGCUGAUCUGCUGGACAUACGUAUGCUCACCAAACAUUACAAUGAAAUUUGAUUUGUAAUCGGCUUUCAGGUGGUUUUAAAAUGUAAAUGAUUGUGAAACAGCCAUCUACAACUGUCUCUCAGGCUUUAAAACUCCUUAAAUGCAACUGAUACUCCUCAAAUUGCUGAACUCUGUUGAAUCCUGUAGAUCAUAGUGCACAUGUUGCACUGUAUUAAUGGAAUAUUAAUAGUUUUGAACCUACAUUUAUACAUUGUCGUUGUCCGCUCGAAACCUUGGAUUUCCAAAUUGGCAGAUUUUUAAGAAACACUUUAGUUUUUAAAUGAUUAAAUACUGUAUUGUCACAGUUGACAAGCCCUUUUUAAUACUUUUAAUUGGUAAGAUGUUUGCAAAAACCCAGUGACAGACAUAAAAGGUGUCUAAUAAUAGAUAACAAUAAUUGUGAUUAAUAAUAAAUUAUAUAUGGCAAAAAAAUAAAAAUCAUGAAAUAUGGAGAUGCAAGGUUUCGGCAGAACAGCAAUGAUAUCAGUUUAAGAUUACCAAAGUUUGUUUAGUCUCUUAGGGGUUUCCUUAUCAGAAUGAACUUUAUUCUGAGGUAGCAAGUGAAUGCUGGUUUUGGAUAAGGGGUGGUUGUAGUAAAUCCAAUACUGUAGUACUGUUAAUAUUAAACAUUUAUUCUAUUAUACUAAUAAAUUAGAAAUAUACAGUUUAUCAUAUCUCAGAAUAAGUGUUGUUUUCUUAAACAUCAGACCUGCCCAAAACCUUACAUUUUGCAAUAACCUGUAUUUCUGUAACCACUUUUGAACUUUAUUUGGUUAAUGUUAUAUUAAGUGUAACUGUAUUCUGUUAAUGCAACAUGUUGAUUUGACCACCUAUAAUUUAAAUUAAAUUAAUUAAAAUGUUUCUUAAGCAGAUAAACACAAUAUUGUAAUGUCUGAAAAUUUAAUUCACUCAAUAUUGCACUCUAUUUUCAUCUGUAAUUUUUCUCCAAGGUUCCUGUAAUUUACUCCAGGGGGCGCUGUUUACUUUCUUAUUGUCAUGUUUGUGAAAAGUUUCAAUAGUCUGAGAUAUGCACACAGGGUUUUACAGCACCUAAAAGUGUACAGUACUCAGCACGGCAGAUAUUGUGUGGUUUUCCCUCUAGGAGCAUUUUCAUGGAUAAUUAUAGCUAUAAAUCAGUCUGGAAAGCUGAAGUAGGAGGUCACGCCACGUCCAAACCAGAACAAAGAACACAAUGUGAGUCAGAGCCAGUGAUCAUGAGCUAUAAAACACGGCCACUGGAACUACUCGUUCUUGUGCAGACAGUAAAUCUAUACUUAGGAUAGUAGACCUAGAAAACAUCCAUAGGUUCUUUUUAUCUAAACGAACAAAGUUCAACUGUAGGAGAAAGGAUGUGUUUGUCCUUUAACUGUCCAAAUCUGCUCAAUCUACACAUCAACGUAUGAUAUAUUCAUGGGACACA